CCAGGUUUUAUUUAUUCAAUAAAAGGAGCACUUUGAGGAGGGCUGUCCAGCAGAGCAGCCCCCCUGGCCUUCUGGGACUGCCUCUGUAGCACCACCCUCAGAGCUGGGUCUCUGCUCACAUCACCCACGUAACUCCACAUCAAAGAAAAUGCAUCUGAGCAAGAGGGCUAGAGAGGAAAUUGAGUACGAAGAACAGACACCAGCAACCCAAGGCCAGGACCACAGCCCAGCGCCUAAGGGAGAAGCUCCAAGAAGGCCAGAACCUGUGGAUGAACCUAGCUCUGAUAAACAGCCUCAGGAAAAGGUGUCUGCAGAGCCAAAACAGAACCAAGUGCCACGCAGACCAAAGAAGAAGUACGACUGUCCAACCUGUGGAAAAGUUUUCUGUCACAACUCCGCUCUGAAGCGACACCUUGUGAUUCACUCAGGAAAAAGACCAUUUAAGUGCUUCAUAUGUGCAAGAGGAUUCACCCAGAGUGGAAACCUGAAAACACACAUGAAAGUUCACAAAGGAGAGUUACCAAAUUGGACAUUAGUUCAAGAAACGAGUCGUCCUGAGGAAUCUCCUGUGACAGUUCAUGUGUGUGGAGAGUGUGGAAUGGACUUCCCUCAGAAACAACAGCUGGAAGAACACAGAGAGAGUCACAAAAAGCCUUACGCGUGUUCUGACUGUGCCAAGACAUUCAAAAACGAAUAUUAUUUUAGACUGCAUAAGCGCAUUCACUCUGGAGAGUCACCUUUCCUCUGUUCAGAGUGCGGGAAGAGCUGCAUCACAGCAAGUUCGCUAAAAACGCACGAGUUGACACACACUGGAGAGAAGAAUUUCCAUUGUGAUCAGUGUGGGAGGGCAUUUUCACAGUCCUCCCACCUCAGCAUGCACCUCCAAACUCACACUGGAGAGCGACCUCAUCUCUGCUCUAUCUGUGGUAAAAGUUACUCCAAAGCAGGUUGUCUGAAAGUUCACCUGCGAGUUCACACCGGAGAGAAACCGUAUACCUGUGAGAAAUGUGGCAAGUGCUUUUAUUACUCUCAAGGUUAUCAAGCGCAUUUGAAGAUUCACAACAAGAAGCCAAAACCGCCAACAAAACCUCUGGGGAGACCAAAACAGCAGCUGUUAGUGGUAAAUGAGAUGGGGUCUGAAAACCCAGACGACUUUGGACCAGCUGUGCUCCUCGCUGAGGAAGAGCAGCAAGAAAUAGGAGGUCUGAUCAACUCUGAUGGGGAGGAAGUUGAUUUCUCGGAUCUCGGAGAGAGCGCCGUCCACGGUAUCGGAAUAGCAGAGCCUCCCUCAAAGACGUUUGACCAGACUGAGAAUGAAAAGCCACCGUCUCUUCACAGCUGCUCAGUGUGUGGCAAAGACUUCCCUUACGCCUCUAAACUCCAGCGCCACCUACGCACUCACUCAGGAGAGAGGCCUUUCCCCUGCUCCAUGUGUGAGAAGAGAUUUCCAGAGAAGGGGCUUCUCAUGAUCCAUGAAAGGGUCCACACUGGGGAGAAGCCUUUCCCAUGCACUUUCUGUGAGAAACGAUUUGCCAGUCAGGGGGAGCUCAGGCUUCACCGGCGGACACACACCGGCGAGAGGCCGUACCACUGCUCCAUCUGCCUGAAGAGCUUUUCACGUCACUGGCACCUGAAAACACACUUAGAGGCCAUGCACUCGGAGGUUGUUGCCGGCUUUACGAGGAAGAAGUUUCCGUGUUCGGACUGUGAUAAGAGCUGUAACUCGGCAGCCGAACUGAGAGAUCAUCAGAGGACUCACACUGGAGAGAGGCCCUACCAGUGCUCUUUCUGUGACAAACGGUUUGCCUUGUCGGGUACUCUAGUGAGACACGAGCGUCUCCAUACCGGCAUUACCCCCUACCACUGCUCUGACUGUGGGAAGACAUUUGCACAGCAGUGGACGCUUACGACGCACAUGCGAACUCACACGGGGGAAAAACCGUACAGCUGCACGCAGUGCGAUAAGUCUUUCGUAGCUCCCGGAGAGCUUCGGAGACACACAAGGAUUCACACUGGGGAGAAGCCGUACACCUGCGCGGACUGUGGGAGGCACUUCUCACUGGCAGGAACUCUCAGAAACCACAAACGGUCGUGUACGCAGAACAAAAAUGGAUCAAUUACAGGUCUCAUCUCAGGCCCAGUUCAAGCUCCAGAUGGUGAAUCAUCCCAACAAGACCUGACCAACAACAUCAGCUCUGAGGUGUCUGGCAGACAGAGUUUUCCCAGUUCGGUCGAGCCCCGUUCUUCAGAGGGUCUUAACUGUGACAAAGCAGCUCAGUGUGAAAAUAACCAGAGACAGUCAGAAGACCGGCAGGAGGUCACCACCUCCAGUCCACAAAUGAAUGUAAUAGUGAAAGAGGAGGAAGAAGAGGAACCUUUGUGUGAAGCUCUUGACCAGGCGUCCAGGGGUGAGGAUUGCACCAUGUCAGAGGAAAGUGAAGAGCUGCAGCAGGAAAGCAACACAGAAAUUAGGAUUACAGUGAUGCCAUCUGAGACACAGCGUCAUGGUCCCAUACGGGCAUAUUUAACCGUUCUAACACUGCUCCUGACCACUGUGGAAGACAUUUGCACAGCAGUGGACCGCCUACGCACGACGCACAUGCGAAUUCAACGGGGGAAAAACCGUACAGCUUGCAGCAGUGGCGAUAAGUUUUCGUUUCGUAGCGUGCCCGGAGAGCUGUGCGGAGACAACAAGGAUUACACUGGGGAGAAGCCGUACACCUGGCGGACUGUGGAGGCACUUCUCACUGAAGAAGCUCUUGACCAGGCGUCCAGGGGUGAGGAUUGCACCAUGUCAGAGGAAAGUGAAGAGCUGCAGCAGGAAAGCAACACAGAAAUUAGGAUUACAGUGAAGGAGGAAGAAGAGGAACCUGUCAACAUGACUGUAGAGGAUCCUGAUUGUGUUGCUGACAGUGAAAAAGACAGUCCUCCAUUAUCGCCAGUGCAGGAAGAGUUUAACAACAAUCUCACAAAGAGCUCUUACUGCUGUGGGCUCUGUGGAAGAGACUGUCACAAGAUGUCUGCGCUGCAAAUCCACAUGCGAAUUCACUCGGGAGAGAAACCUUAUCAAUGCAGUCUGUGUGGGAAGCAGUUCACCCAGAAAGGUCAACUCAAAGGUCACCAGAAAGUCCACACAGGAGAGAAACCGUUCUCCUGCCCGGACUGCGGGAAGAGCUUUGCCCACUCGGGGGCCAUGAACAGACACCGGCUCACUCACACAGGAGAGAGGCCCUACCACUGCUCCGUGUGUGACAGGAGCUUCAACCAGUCCGGACGCUUGAGGGAACACGAGAAAAUCCACUUUGGGGAGAAGUUUGACUGUCCAGAGUGUGAAAAGAGUUUCACACGAGCUUCAAGCCUCAAGAACCAUUUCAGGCUUCACACAGGAGAAAGGCCGUACGGCUGCGACAUCUGCGGGAGAGGAUUCAGCCGCUCACAAAGCCUGAGGCUCCACAAACGAAAACAUGAGCUGAUACAGACUGAGGAGGAGUCUGCCUUCAAUGUGAAGAAUGAUGAAUUCUCACAGAGUGACGAUAACUCUCCAAUUAAUAUGUGUAUAACAGACAAAAACAUCUUAUAAUGUAUUUAUAUAAACCACACAGGUAUGUGCCAGUAGUGCUAUAACAGUACAAGAUUUUAGGCAGUAGAACGUGAACUGAAAGAGACGUAAGUGACUACCUCUGUGAAUAGACCGUUAUUAAACCUUUAUGUGGUGGUUCACCCAAAAAGUAUUACAACUAAGAUAUUUAUCUCCCGGAAACGUGCAAAUUAACACACAAUCACACAAACCAGUUGAUGUUCAGCGACUUUCAACACAGUUUCAAACAAAAUGACAAAACAAAUAUUUGCUACAAACGCAACUUUUGUAAAAUCUUGGAAACUGUUGAGACGAUAAAUUUUAGAGGUCGUAUUUGCUCGUUUAUCACUAUGUUAGUUUCAUUGGAAAAUCAUAGUAUUUAAGGUAGUGCAAAUGAGUCAUUUAAGGUUUGUGAUUUCACUGUGUCCAUGCAGUAUUUUCCAUUCCAACUAAUUGUGUAUGUGGAAAUUGGAUUGAAGAGUAAUUAUGUUUUUGUAUCAGAUGUUACGGUGGCCAAUGAGCAGUCCAGGAAUCAGGUGAAACUGGAAUUCAUUCUUUGGGAAAUGUACCCAGUAACAAAACCAUGGGAACAUGAGGUUACAUCAGGUGUUUGCCAAAACCAUUUUGCCUUAGUGGUGAUAAAUUUUUAUCUCUGUUUUGUACAGUAGUUAUUCAAGAACCAAAUCAUGAUUCAGGUUCACCUGGUUUAAACAGCUCUUUAAGGCCAAGAAACCAUUGUGAAUUAAAGGCUACGAUACAAAAGGCAAAAAUUUGAAGCCAUGUAGAUGGUAAAUUUUGCCCAGUGCUGCCUCUGUCUAAUUGUAUGGGACAUGUUAUA
This is a messenger RNA of Seriola dumerili (greater amberjack), 4415 nucleotides long. Its product is annotated as zinc finger protein 728-like. Gene Ontology annotation, molecular function: DNA-binding transcription factor activity, RNA polymerase II-specific; RNA polymerase II cis-regulatory region sequence-specific DNA binding. The transcript is spliced from 10 exons. Gene Ontology annotation, biological process: regulation of transcription by RNA polymerase II. NCBI's taxonomy places the organism in Eukaryota, Metazoa, Chordata, Actinopteri, Carangiformes, Carangidae. The record is from RefSeq and is a predicted model, not a curated record. Bases 149 to 3580 code for a protein of 1143 amino acids.